Molecule: messenger RNA, 3055 nt
Organism: Dimorphilus gyrociliatus
Lineage: Eukaryota; Metazoa; Annelida; Polychaeta; Dinophilidae
Source: the annotation of a GenBank genome assembly
CAUUCAAGGCUAGGACAUGAAGAAGGUUACUCUGAAACGGUUUAAAGAUUCCUCGCCUCCCAUUCAAGUGACCGGCAAAAAAAGAGAAAAGGGGGAAGAGGAAAAUGAAAAAGAAGAAUUGGUUGUUAAGAGGCAAAGCUCACCACCAGUUAAGAAGCGUCUCAAGGCGUCUUUCCCACUCAUUUACGCCUGUGCCCGAUGCGGUGUCAAGUUCAGCAGUCCAAAAACCCUCGAGGCUCAUGCUACCUUCUAUUGUGCUCAUCGCGGUGAAGAUUUCUCUUGUCCUGAUUGCAAAGCCUCUUUCAGCACUGAAGAAGGUCUACGAGGUCAUCAGCUGAACUUUUGCCGGCCACUCCCCCCUCCGCCUUCUCUCAUAUUCCACCCACUUCCAGUUGUUCUUCCACCCCCUCUUAUUAUCAGGUCUAAAACACCUCAGAUAGAUGAUCAGCCAUUAGAUUUAAGUAUGAGAAAAGAUGAUAUCGAAGAAGAGGUAAUAGAGAAAAAAGAAAUUAUUAUAGAAAAGAAAGAGGAGAACGAUGUCAAGAAAGAAUCUCCUAAGAUGACAUUUACUUGUGCUUCUUGUUGCAUUUCAUUCAGCUCAGAAACAACAUUAAAUGCCCACAAAACCUAUUACUGCCCUCAGGCGUCACCGGAAGUCAAUUAUCGAUGCGCCAUCUGUGGUUAUAAAGGGAAUACACUUCGAGGCAUGCGUUUGCACUCCAAAACGCAUUCGGAACGAGAGAAAGAUCCACGAGACACCUCACCAGAAGUUGUAUCAGCGAAGGCGUCACCGGGCGACAAGUAUUGCUCCAAGUGCGAUAUAUCCUUUACCUACCAAGCGACAUUUGACGCGCAUAAGAAAUUUUAUUGUUCAUCCCACCAUACCCAACAAGCCGUAACUGCCUAGUCAUAAAGCAAAGAAAAACAAUAAAGCAAAUAAUGAGGAGAAAGGUAAAGCAAAACAAACAAUUUUUUUCCUCUUUUCCUUUCUUCUACCGCAAAUCAAAAAAAAACCCAAGAAAAUCAAACAAACUAAAGAGUUUAUUAAUUUACCAAAGUGUUAAUGUUAAUGAGAGAAUUUAUUCAAAAAUGUUUUCUACGCUUGCGUCACCUGCAGGGAAAUUUAUAAAUUAAAAACUAAAAUAUGACAAAAAUAAUAGACAGUAAAAUUUCAUGGAUGUUAUCUGACGUACUGUGUUUUUUUUUAAGUGCUUUUAUUUUUCCUAUACUUUUGCAGUCGCGGUUAAAGAUCUAUGAGAUAAAUUAUACAUAUAUAUAUAUAUAGAUAUAUAUAGUAUAUAUAAUUGAAUAGUGUACAUCUUGGUGCAGUAUUGCUACUCCAGUAUACUGUAUUUCUACUCAUAUAUACAGUAGUAUAUUGGGUAUUUUAUACUUGUGGAGUAUAUAUAUAUAUAUAUAUAUAUAUUUAUAUAAUUUAUAUUUAUGUUUAUAUUAUUUUUUUAUUGAAUUAUUUAGCAAAGUGCAUUAAAAGAUAUGAAAAAUGGCACACAGAAUUAUAAUUCUCAGCUACUUUCUACUCCUCUAUAUUGAAUGUAAUCUUAUAUAUUUAAUAGUUUUAUUCUCUUCUCAUCGUCCUCUUCUUCCUCUACUUCUUUUACUUCUUCCCUCUCUUUCUCUGUCGCUCUUCUUCCUUUCCUCUAUUCUUCUUAAUUAUUCUACUUUCUGCUACUAUUUUUUAACCUGAAAGCAGUAAAAGAACAUUCCUUUUACCUUUUCAAAGAUGAUUAUGAACAAAGAAGAGAAAUAAAAAACAAUUUGACAACUGAAUUAUAUGAAAAAGUUGUAAUAUUUAUUAAUCUCUCUAUAAUACUAUUGAAUAGACAAACAGCUUUCUAUUAAAAACAAACAAAUCCUUCAUUAUACACUAUUACUAUCGCUAUUAAUCUUCACUUUUAAAAAUAGAUGGCGACACUUGUUAGCAUUUUCUUUUCUGGAACCGUUUGAACUAUUGGAAAUCUAGAUAGGAAGUAACGACGUAUAAGUACUCUAGUAGAAACGCCUCUCGAUCAGUGACUUUAUUCGAUCAAAAGCUUUUUCUCUAGACAUGAUUAAUGAUUGAUUAAAUGUUUGUAAGGAAACGGUUCGCUUAUUAUUCUAAACGUGUCAUAUCUCUAUUAAUGAUACAGUGACCCAAUUAUUUCAUUACUUCUCUUACUUCUUCCAUAGAAUUGUGCCUUUCAACUGAAGAAAAAAUAGAUUCAUCCCACGCUUGUUGGUCUUAUUCCCUUAGGGGAAAUUUCCAGAGGAAAACCGCAACAUCUAAUGACGUCAGAGAGGCUUUUUCCAGCCGCUUUACUCCUAUCAUUUCAUAGAAGACUAUUAUCUAAUAAUAGACUUGUUUACUAAUUACCUUUCGCUAUUUUAUAAUUAAAAGUAACAGUUGUAGAGAGAGAGAGAGAGAGAGAGAGAGAGGGAGAUGAAAUGAUAAAAAAUAGGGAGGGUGGAGAAUGACACGAUAUUGUAGAAAGAAUAUAUUUAGGUGCGAAAAAAAUCUAUAAUGAGUUCGCUUUCUAUAAACGGUUCUCCAGACUAUUUCAAGGAUGUCAUAGAAAUUCGCCAUUGAAAUGACGUCAUUCGAAGCAAAAAAUAGAAUCCAUCGAUUUUCUAAGCUUAUAUAUAUUUCGAAUAGUAUAUAUUUAGCGUAACGUAAAAGCCUUGCUUUCCUUUGAAACAAAAUAUUCUUGGAGAGGGUCGAGUUAUUUUAUGGAAAUUAAGUCGGAAUUACGUCUCCCACUCAUCUUUUUUCCUCCCUUUCCAUCUCUAUAUCGCUCCUUUUUCUUACUAUAUCGUCUUAAUAGUGAAAUAUGAAUUGAAAAACGAGGAAAGUAAGAGCAGAAAAGUUGGAAAAGAGAAAAUAAGAUUAUAUAUUGGGUUAAGCCAAUUAAUAUCUGUAAUUCAAAUUAGCAUUGUAUUAAAAGCAAAUCUAAAGGAGUCAUGGAUGAUGAAACAGAAAUCUUCUCAGCUAAAAUCAAUUAUUAUUGUUACCAUUUUAAUUUUGACCUUUUGCUUAAAGAGAGAUGUAUAAAUAUAAAUA